This is a messenger RNA of Cherax quadricarinatus, 3687 nucleotides long. The record is from RefSeq and is a predicted model, not a curated record. Lineage: Eukaryota; Metazoa; Arthropoda; Malacostraca; Decapoda; Parastacidae.
UAAGAAUUUUGGAUAUAACCCUAACACCACAGAACUUGGAAAAAGCAAUAAAUGACACACCCAUGCACUGCCCCAGGCCCAGACUCGUGGAACUCCAUGUUCAUCAAGAACUGCAAGAAGCCCCUUUCACAUGCCUUAAGUAUUCAGUGGAGAGGGAAUAUAGACACUGGUCAUCCCACAGUCACUAAAAACAUCAGAUAUAACCCCAUUCAAGAUUAAUAAGGCAACAGUAUGAGUAAUUUUGUACCUAUAGUCACUUAGGAUAUACGACGAUAUUUUCAAAAAACUGGCAGCAAAAAGACUGGAGAUCCUGUAAGUACAUCCAAAGAAACUAAGAAGAGGAAUGUGAUUGUUGACUCUGAUGAGGAUGACCCACUUCCUCCAGUCAGCAAGAGAAAGCAAAUUGUAGACUCAGAUUCAGAUGAUGAUUUAUUCAAAGCUACAGACAAGAAGCUCAAGAAAGAAGAAAAGAUCAAGCACAAGUCUUUAUUAAAACCAGAAACUCCUAAAUUAAAGCCUGUAGCUGCUGCGGAGUUUUUUGGCAAGACACCAGUUACUAAGAAGGAGCAAGAAAAUGUACCAGUCAAGAGAAAAAAGAAUGAUGACAUCAAGGAAUGUCACAGUGAUGAUGAAUUUGAGAAAACACUCCAACAGCUCGAUCAUCCACAUCUGCCCAAGAAACAGAAGCGUGAAAACAAAAUGUUUUCACCUAAGGAAGAAAAACCUAAAUCAGAAGAAGACAAUCAGAGGCCUCGACAGCAAGGACUGUCCACUAAAUUAUCUGAAAAAUUUAAGCAGUUUGAGUGCAAACAAGAAACUUUUAAAGAGAAAACCCCUAAGAAGAAUCAUAAUAAAAAAGAAUACAAAGAAAGAUUGCAGAAUUUUGAAAGUACAACACAAACUUCUUCUGAAAAAGACAUGAAAUUAAAAAUAAAACACAGUGAGAGUUCAAUGAAGGAUGAAGAAUCAGCAACUAAAAGAGAAAAAACAAGUAAGCAUGAUACAGCCAAAAGAGAAAGGAUUGGUGAAGAAAAGACAAUUAAAAAGGGAGAAAAUAUAAUUAAAGAAAAUUUAUCACCCAUUAGAGAAAGAAAAAUAUCUCCCAAGAAAGACAGGAAUGAUUCAUGUGUUGAGAAAAAAGAGGAAGGAAAGAAAGUAACACCAGCAAAAUCAGAGAAUACUAAAGUGGCUGGAGAAACUGGCACCACUCCACAAGAUGACAAGAAAAAACAAGCCAGGGUGGCUUACCUGAAGUUUCUCCAGAGAUCUGGGCCAGCCAACCCAGGAAGUAAACCUAUCCCAGAGGGUCAACCAGGGUGUUUACAAGGCUUGGUGUUUGUGCUUAGUGGAGUGCUUGACAGUCUGGAUCGAGAAGAAGCUGGUGAAUUGGUGAAGAAGUAUGGAGGCAAAGUUACCACCUCACUCAGUCGCAAUACAUCCUACUUGGUGCUCGGUGCAGAACCUGGGCAGAGUAAACUUAGCAAAGCUGAGCAGUUAGGCACAAAGCAGUUGGAUGAAGAUGGCCUUUUGGAAUUAAUACGUACUUUACCUGGCAAGGGACCCAGGCAAGAUUCUACUAGGGAAGGUAAAACUUCAAGCAAGUUGAAGGGUUUUGCCAGGGGUUCAGAGGAGGAAUCACCAGGAGAAUCAGCACUGCAUAGUCAUUCUUGUAAGACUUCUCUCAGUUCAGAUUCUUCAGCCCUCUCCAAUGGCAUUACCAAAACACCAAGUCCAAAAAAAUCUUUCUUAUUGUUGGAAAGUUCAUAUACUUCUCAGGAAACUGGAAGUCCAUCUUCCACCAGUUCAUCUCCUAAGACACAGCUCCUUUCAUCUCAAGAACUUUCCAAGCGACCAAGUGAAGGGCUCAUGUGGGUGGACAAGUAUAAACCAUCAUCAAUAAAGAACAUAAUAGGACAGCAAGGAGAUCGCUCUAAUGUGAAAAAAUUGUAUACUUGGUUACAAAACUGGCAAAAGAAUCAACUAAGUGAUAAAAAACUAACCAGGCCCAGUCCAUGGGCAAAAGAUGACAAUGGAGCAUUCUAUAAGGCUGCAUUACUAUCUGGGCCUCCUGGUGUUGGAAAAACAACAGCUGCUCACUUAGUGUGUAAAGAGCUGGGCUUUGAUGUUGUGGAACUGAAUGCAUCAGAUGCACGUUCUAAGAAAACUUUAGAUACUCUUGUGUCAGAACUGCUUUCUAACAAGAGCCUUGCAGGAUAUAUGUCAGGUGCAGGUGACACAAGUCUCACUUCCAAACAUGCUCUUGUCAUGGACGAAGUGGAUGGAAUGUCUGGUAAUGAAGACAGAGGAGGAGUACAAGAACUAAUUGCUCUGAUGAAGAAAUCAAAAGUACCCAUCAUUGCAAUGUGUAAUGACCGAAAUCAUCCAAAAAUAAGAUCAUUAGCAAAUUAUUGCUUUGAUCUAAGGUUUUAUAAGCCAAGGAUUGAGCAAAUUCGGGGGCCAAUGAUGUCUAUCUGUUUCCGUGAAGGUGUCAAGAUCAAACCUGAUGCUCUGGAUCAAAUCAUCAUUGGAGCUAAUCAAGAUAUUCGACAGAUUCUGCACCACUUAUCCAUGUGGUCUGUUAAUGCACAAACUUUGCAAGUUGAUGAUAUGAAGAAUGAAGCGCAAAAAGCUAAAAAAGAUUUAAAAAUGGGUCCUUGGGAUGUGUGCAAAGCAGUGUUUACAGAGUCUGAACAGAAGAAUAUGAGUAUUCAUGAUAAAUCUGCCUUGUUCUUCCAUGACUAUUCUAUUGCACCACUAUUUGUUCAAGAAAAUUAUCCUAAAGUAUCUCCUCAUAUUGCAAAAGGUAAUCGCCGAAUCACUUUGGAGCAACUUGCCAAAACAGCUUGUAGUCUGGCAGAUGGAGACUUAAUUGAGAAAGCUAUUAGGUCUGUCAAUGCAUGGUCACUCCUUCCUACACAGGCCAUGUUCAGCAGUGUGCUUCCUGGUGAAUAUAUGUCUGGACAUCUUGCAGCACAGAUAGAAUUUCCACACUGGCUUGGCAAUAAUAGCCGUCGUAACAAAUUUGACCGUUUAAUGCAAGACCUCCAAAUGCACAUGAGACUCAAAAUUUCUGGAAGUAAGCUGGAUGUUGGAAUGGACUAUUGCGGGUCACUGCGAAAUGCAAUAACAAAUCCUCUGGUUGAGAAUGGAGCAGACGGUGUUCCUGAUGCUGUACAAGGGAUGACAUCAUAUGACCUCUUACGUGAAGAUCUGGAAGCUAUUCUGGAGUUAUCUCAGUGGCCAGGCAUGAAGGAUGUUAUGAGCAAAGUUGAAAGCAAGGUGAAAGCAGCCUUUACUCGCACCUACAACAAAGUGAGUCACCUGACUCCGUUUGCUACUCCAACCAUCAGUAAGAAGAAAAAAGGAAGUAAAACAGGAGUGGAGGAAAUAUACGGAUUAGAAGAGGAAGAGGAGGAAGAUGAGAGUGUUGAGGAGGAUAUUUCAGCAAGUGGCAUGAUUAAGGCAAACAAAGGAAAGGUCAAGUGUGGACAAGCUGGCAGUAGCAAAGGACGAGGCUGUAGUGAUGACAGCAGUAGUAGGGGAAGAGGAAAAGGCAGAGGAAGAGGGAAGGGCAAUAAAUGACAAUAAAUGCAUUGCUGGUAACAAAUCUUGUAAGAUUGUAAGGAAUUUUGGAAUAUCCUUAUCCGAUGGUGGAAAAGUAUCUUGGCAUCACCCUUUACCCAACUA